AUGGCUGACGGAGUGCCCCACGUCGGGCGCAAGCCUGCCACUGUCCUUUCUGCCACCGAGCUGAUUGGCAAUUCGCCCCUCGUCCGACUCAACAAGGUGCCGCAGUCGCUGGGAGUCGAGUGCGAGGUCUACGCAAAGACAGAGCUGUUCAAUGCGGGAGGCAGUGUCAAGGACAGAAUCGCUUUGCGAAUGGUUGAGGAGGCCGAGAAGAGCGGCAGGAUAAAGCCUGGUGAUACCUUGAUUGAGCCCACCAGCGGCAACACUGGUAUCGGUCUUGCGCUUGUCGGCGCCAUCAAGGGAUACAAAACCAUCAUCACCAUGCCCGAGAAAAUGUCGGCCGAGAAGGUGUCCGUUCUGCGUGCCCUUGGCGCCACCAUCAUCCGUACGCCAACCCAGGCUGCCUGGGACGCACCCGAAUCACACAUUGGAGUCGCUCGCCGUUUGGAAAAGGAAAUCCCCAACGCCCACAUUCUCGAUCAAUACGGCAAUCCUGACAACCCUCUUGCUCACGAGCACGGCACCGCUGAGGAGAUUUGGGAGCAGACCGGUGGCAAGAUUACGGCCGUUGUUGCUGGUGCGGGCACUGGUGGCACCAUUACCGGUAUUGCGCGCGGUUUGAAGAAGCACAGCAAGGAUAUCAAGAUUAUUGCUGCCGAUCCCCAGGGCAGCAUUCUUGCUCUGCCAGAGUCGCUCAACCAGGAACACAUUAACGAGCCAUACAAGGUUGAGGGCAUUGGAUACGACUUCAUCCCCGACGUCUUGGAGCGCGAAAUUGUCGACAAGUGGUACAAGACAGAUGAUGACGAGUCAUUUGUUCUCGCUAGACGCCUGAUUGCCGAAGAGGGCCUUCUCGUUGGUGGCUCUUCGGGAUCGGCCAUGGCUGCCAUGCUCAAGGCCGUCAAGGAUUUCGGCUUCAAGAAGGGCGAUGUUGUUGUUGUCGUUUUGCCCGACAGCAUCCGCAGCUACCUGUCCAAGUUUGCCGACGACGACUGGCUCGCUGCCAACGGUCUCCUGUCCGCUGGCAGCGCGGAAGUUGCUCUCGCCAAAAAGGCAACUGGCGGUGAUGCUGCCGAUCCCUAUGCCGGCGCCACCAUUGCCUCUCUCCGUCUCAAGCCCGUCACGUCGGUUGCCGACACUGCCUCCUGCUCCGAAGCCAUUGAGACCAUGCGCGACAAGGGCUUCGACCAGCUCCCCGUGCUGUCUGCCUCAUCCAAGCUCGUCGGUCUCGUCACCCUCGGCAACUUGCUGUCGUACAUUUCCCGCGGUCGUGCCACACCCCAGAGUCCCGUCAAGGACGUCAUGUUCAACUUCAGCCGCCUCGACGAGAUUGUCACCGACCCCCGACAGAGCGCUUCUGUCGCCAAGUCCAAUGAUCCCAAGAGAAAGUUUGUCGAAAUUACCCUCGACACACCCCUGUCCACGCUCAGCAAGUUUUUUGAGUGGAACAGCGCGGCCGUUGUCACCGAACGCAGUGCCGAGAAGGGAUCCUUGUCCAAGCCUAUUGCGGUUGUGACAAAGGUUGACCUGUUGACUUGGAUGGUGAAUAAGAAAUAG
This is a messenger RNA of Pochonia chlamydosporia 170, 1554 nucleotides long. Its product is annotated as cystathionine beta-synthase. The transcript is spliced from 2 exons. The record is from RefSeq and is a predicted model, not a curated record. Gene Ontology annotation, molecular function: cysteine synthase activity; cystathionine beta-synthase activity. Gene Ontology annotation, cellular component: cytoplasm. The coding region runs from base 1 to 1554 and encodes 517 amino acids. NCBI's taxonomy places the organism in Eukaryota, Fungi, Ascomycota, Sordariomycetes, Hypocreales, Clavicipitaceae.